Messenger RNA from Metschnikowia bicuspidata var. bicuspidata NRRL YB-4993, 630 nucleotides. RefSeq lists its product as uncharacterized. The record is from RefSeq and is a predicted model, not a curated record. Bases 55 to 618 code for a protein of 187 amino acids. Gene Ontology annotation, cellular component: endoplasmic reticulum membrane; endoplasmic reticulum. NCBI's taxonomy places the organism in Eukaryota, Fungi, Ascomycota, Pichiomycetes, Serinales, Metschnikowiaceae. Gene Ontology annotation, biological process: intracellular protein transport; endoplasmic reticulum to Golgi vesicle-mediated transport. The transcript has a single exon.
CCGGUUUAUUCAUAGCACCCCACCUGACCACAAUUCCCAGAUUCGAACCUUACCAUGGCGUUGUACUACAACUUGGUGUUUGGCCUACUUGUCAUUGAAAUGGCGUUUUUUACUGUCUUGUCCUUGCCCUUCCCCCGGGCCAUGCGCAAGUCUGUCUUGAGAACGGUGUCAAUGCCUUUCCGAUCCGAGCAAUUCCAGAUCGCGUUCAAAUGUGUGUUUGGGUUCGUUCUCGUGCUUUUUAUCGAUUCUGUCAAUAGAGUCUACACCGUGACGCUGGAGUUGCAUGCGCUGUCGCCCAGCACAAACUCGCCCACAAGCAUGAUGAAUGACCGCUCAGAGGUCCAGGCCCGCCGUUUCUAUGCCCAGAGAAACAUGUACCUUUGUGGUUUCACUUUGUUUUUGACGCUCAUUUUAACGAGAACAUACUCCUUGGUGGCUGAGUUGAUCGACACUAAAGACAAGUUGGACGCGAACAAGAGUUUGGCUGGCGCCAAGGGUGUUUCGGCAGAGUCUUCCGCGUUGAAGAAGGACUUGGCUGACAAGGAUGCGGAAUUGUCCAGGUUGAAAACUCAAGCGUCCUCGUUGGCCGCCGAUUACGAUGCCGAGUCUUCCAAGUAAUAUGUCUGAUUU